Messenger RNA from Zygosaccharomyces rouxii, 1791 nucleotides. RefSeq names its product Cep3p (gene CEP3). Gene Ontology annotation, molecular function: zinc ion binding; DNA-binding transcription factor activity, RNA polymerase II-specific. Gene Ontology annotation, biological process: regulation of DNA-templated transcription. The record is from RefSeq and is a predicted model, not a curated record. NCBI's taxonomy places the organism in Eukaryota, Fungi, Ascomycota, Saccharomycetes, Saccharomycetales, Saccharomycetaceae. The coding region runs from base 1 to 1791 and encodes 596 amino acids. Gene Ontology annotation, cellular component: nucleus. The transcript has a single exon.
AUGGAAAUAGGCUUGAAGAAAUCUAAGCAUCCCUGUGGCGUAUGUGCUAGACGUAAAGUUAAAUGUGACCGAUUGAUUCCCUGUACCAACUGUAUUAAAAGAGGGCAAGAGAACGAAUGUGUAGACACCGGCAAAAGAGAUGCUGAAAAGAAGGAUUACAAUUCAGAGUUAAUCAAGUUUUGGCACACCUACGAGUAUUAUGUGCUUGAUGUGGGUCUUUUCAAAUUGCAGUUGACUGAUUCCAAUGGGAAGUUGGAGGAUUUCAGUUCACGUUGGGGAGAUGUGCAAUCGAUAAUGGAUUUAGUAGAUUUGGAUCAAUCAUUUCAAUUGCUCGACUAUUCUAUGGAAAGAUUGGGACCAUUAUUUUUUGGAUGCCUUAGUGAUAUUGGUGAGAUAUAUGUUAAGUUAGACGAUUACUGGGGACGUAGGGAUGAGGGUGUUCCAUCCAACCUCGAUGAAUGCUAUUGGGAUGCACUGCUUUGGGCGAUAUUUACGAUGGCAGUAUACUACAUGACACCUGAGAAAUUGGCAACAGUAUUUUCAGAAGAUCAAUUACAAAAAUGGGUGGGUCAAGAAUCUAAAAAUACACAACUAAACCUUUUACCUGCCUUCACCGAAUGUACGAUUAUGCAACUUUACAAUGCCAAUUUUAUGGCCAAUCCAGAUAUCAAGUUAAUACAAAUUUAUUUGAUCCUUUGCAACACGAAUUUCAACUGGUCUAAUACCCAUUUAAGUAGCACGCUACUGAUACUAUGUUUGCAUGUAGCCAAAAUGUUCCACAUCGAUGACUUUAGAUCUUUGAUUAACGAUAGUACUGCAAUGAAGUUAAGUAAAUUGACCUGCGAAAAACUGUGGUAUAGAUUGUGCACUUAUGACUAUCUACAAUCUAGUCCUCAGAGAUCAAUCAGUUGUCAUGGAGAAAUUUCAUCCCUAUUACAACAUGCAGCUUACUUGGAGGAUCUGCCGAAUACAGAUGUUAACCAGAGUGAAGAUAAUUUUGAGGUAUUAUACUGGAAACUAAUCUCGUUAGAUAGGGAUUUGGAUCAGUACCUGGCAUCUCCUACAAAACCACCUUUAAAAACCUUAGAUGCUAUUCAAAGGCAAACAGAAAUUUUCCAGACCAAAAUAUCAAAUAUGGUAGAAGAAGAAUCUUUUAGUUCAGCAUUUGAAAAAUUCCUAGCAAUUUUCCUCCUGAGGAGUGUCUGUUGGAAACUUCACAAGAUGUACUUUAUCUUUUACGAUACUUCCGAUUCAUUGACAGCUUCUAUCCAUCAUGCCAAAUCUCUCAUAGCUCUAUUGGUGAAUAAUGUGAGGGCCAAAAAAAGAAUAUUCUUCAACAAGCAUCCAAUUGUCUUGAUGACUUUUUCAAGGGUGGCUUCAUUCUAUGCAUUUGCCAAUAUUUUCAUGCAGAAGCUGACAGUUGAAGAGAUUCAUGCUGAUUUGAAAGAACUUCUAGCCCAUUUGCCGCCCACGUUCGGAUAUAAACUCGAAAAUUUGACGUAUUUAGUGGACAGACUAGAUCAAUUAAAAAGCAUAUGGGAGAAGAUUAUUUUAAUAGAUUCUAAAAACCCGUUCCAGCACCCAAUUAUGUUAAUUCUUAAGAAUGAUGUAGAACGAAUCUACCAAAUUUUACAAAGGGGACCGUCAUUGAUCAGAGGCACAGGUUUGCAAAGCCCAAAAAGACUUUUCCAGGAUGAUUAUGAGUUUAACAUGGAUGACAAUAACAAAGAAAUCGCACUCAUAGUGAUAGAAUUCGAGAAGAAAUUCGAUAUUGGUGGCAUACUUACAUAA